Saitoella complicata NRRL Y-17804 is the source of this 1111-nucleotide messenger RNA. RefSeq names its product methionine aminopeptidase. The transcript is spliced from 3 exons. The record is from RefSeq and is a predicted model, not a curated record. Lineage: Eukaryota; Fungi; Ascomycota; Saitoellomycetes; Saitoellales; Saitoellaceae. Bases 28 to 1077 code for a protein of 349 amino acids. Gene Ontology annotation, biological process: proteolysis. Gene Ontology annotation, molecular function: metalloaminopeptidase activity.
UUUUGACCCCAUCCAACGAAAAUCCCAAUGAGGACCAGAAUACGAUCGCUAUUCUCGAAGGCUUCCGCUCAGCCAUGGUUUUCAGACCCCACCUACCAUCAGAUCGUACAGACAAAGCCAGCAGCUCCUCUGCCGAACAGCCUGCCUCCUAUACCAGAACACCUGCCUCGGCCAUGGUAUUUUAAGCACGGAAGGAGUUCACCAUGGGAGGCUAAAAUUCCAUCAACGAACCAGGAUCCAUUAUUGGAAAGUGGUGUAAAACAUGCAAGCCGAUUGGCGGCGCACUGCUUGAAAGAAGCGAGCAAGCUCGUGAAGCCGGGGGUGACAACUGAAGAAAUCGAUGAUUUCGCAAGGGAAUGGGCGUUUGCGAAUGGCGCUGUUCCAUCAUCACUGAACUAUUCAGGCUUCCCGAAGUCAAUUUGUACUUCAGUCAACAAUGUCGUUGCCCACGGCAUCCCAGACAAGACGAUACUCAAGGAGGGAUCCAUCAUCAAUCUCGACAUCGCCCUCUUCGCCGCCCACCCCUCCGACCCAAGUGCUUGCUUUCAUGGCGACACCUCCGCAACCUUCCCCGUCGGCCAGAUCUCCCCACUCUCUUCCCGCCUCCUCGAAGCCACCAAGCUCGCCCUCGACGAAGGUAUCAAGGCCUGUGGCCCUGGAAAUCGCUAUGAAGAGAUUGGUCUAGCCGUCGAAAGAGUCGCUGAGGAACACGGCUACGAAAUCAACACCGCACUAUGCGGGCACGGAAUCGGUCGAGAAUACCACCAAAAUCCUCUGAUUAUCCACUGUGGUAGGCCACCCUUUGCUCUCCUUUGCCGUAACAUCAUAAUAAAGUUACUUUCAGCGAACGAUAAGAGUAAUGAGAUCAUGCUUCCUGGUACGAUAUUUACUGUUGAGCCGGUGCUGUGUGAGGGCGGUGCGGAGUUCUCGGUAUGGAAUGAUAAUUGGACGAUCGUGACGGACGAUGGGGGACGGAGUGCACAGUUUGAGCACACGAUUAUGAUCACGGAGGAUGGAGUUGAGAUCUUGACGGAUCUGGGAAAAGAAGAACAGCGAGAGGUCAUGUACGUCCAAUAAACGAACACAACUCCUAAAACAUCAGACUACCUCU